Rhododendron vialii is the source of this 1191-nucleotide messenger RNA. RefSeq names its product GATA transcription factor 4-like. NCBI's taxonomy places the organism in Eukaryota, Viridiplantae, Streptophyta, Magnoliopsida, Ericales, Ericaceae. Gene Ontology annotation, cellular component: nucleus. The record is from RefSeq and is a predicted model, not a curated record. Gene Ontology annotation, molecular function: zinc ion binding; sequence-specific DNA binding. The coding region runs from base 180 to 968 and encodes 262 amino acids. The transcript is spliced from 2 exons. Gene Ontology annotation, biological process: positive regulation of DNA-templated transcription.
GGAGUGAUCACGCACUCUCUCCCUCUUUCUCUCUCUCCCCAGCGGCGUAACAGUAUAUCAAGCCCAGCCCCAGGGAACCUUUACUUCUCUCUCUCUCUCCCUAUCUCUGUCCAUCACUCUCUCUAGUUACAGAGGUGAGAGACCCCCGUGUAAAACCCACCACUUCCUCCGAGUCCGAGAUGGAUGUAUACGGAGUGUCGGCGGCGGAGUGUUUUCCCAUUGACGACCUUCUGGACUUCUCCAACGACCAACUUUUCACCACCACCGACUCGGCCAGCGUCCAGUACUACUCCGAGAACAACUACGCGGCGGCUACUGGUGGCCACUGCAAUGCGAACCAGUACUACUCUGCUGAUUUCACCCACGACCUCUGCGUCCCAAGUGAUGAUGUAGCCGAACUGGAGUGGCUCUCGAAUUUCGUUGACGACUCCUUCACUUAUUUCCCGUCAAACUCCUUUGCCGAAAAUGUCAAUCUCCGACCAGACGCGUCAUCCCACGGCAGAUCACGCAGCAAACGGUCGAGAGCAGCAGCACCUACAAUAUUCAACCAAACCUGGACUUCCUCGCCCGGAUCUACCGCUCCGACUGUCGCAAAGUCGAAGUCAAAGCGAAACGAGAGCUCGCCGAGUUCGUCGGAACGAACCGGAGACCGCCACUCGCCGUCGCCUUCGGAGAACUCGGCGCGACGGUGCACGCACUGCGCGUCGGAGAAGACGCCACAGUGGCGGGCCGGGCCCCUGGGGCCGAAGACGCUGUGCAACGCGUGCGGCGUGCGGUACAAGUCGGGGCGGCUGGUGCCGGAGUACAGGCCAGCGGCGAGCCCGACGUUCGUGCUGACUCAGCACUCCAACUCUCACCGGAAGGUCAUGGAGCUGCGGAGGCAGAAGGAGGAGGAGGAGGAGGAAGAAGAGGAGAUUCGCCGGCGACAGCAGCAGCAGCACAGCCGCCGUGACUUCGAGGUAUGCUGACGUCAGCGACUGGACAGUUGUCAGGAUCGCCGCUCUAGUGGUCUUCUAAUUUGAUCUGAGUAUUUCCCCAGUGUUAUCGUAUCGGGAAACACACAACCGAAACCCCUCCCCCCCCGCUCUCUCUAGUACUAAUUGGUACUCUUGCAAUAGUGGAGUACAAUUUUCAUUUCUUUCGUUUUCCCAGCCGAAGUUAAUUCAAUUUUCCUGACUGACGGUUUUAAAA